Labrus mixtus (cuckoo wrasse) is the source of this 8016-nucleotide messenger RNA. RefSeq lists its product as uncharacterized. Gene Ontology annotation, cellular component: plasma membrane; desmosome. The coding region runs from base 118 to 6969 and encodes 2283 amino acids. Lineage: Eukaryota; Metazoa; Chordata; Actinopteri; Labriformes; Labridae. The transcript is spliced from 14 exons. The record is from RefSeq and is a predicted model, not a curated record. Gene Ontology annotation, biological process: homophilic cell-cell adhesion. Gene Ontology annotation, molecular function: calcium ion binding.
CUGAAACUCUUUAAGGCUUUUCUUUUCCCCUGUUCAGACCACUUGAGUAUUUAGUGGGGUUUUCAUGCACACACUCAGACUGGACAGGUUGGUGUAUGCAGUGGCUCUCCUGCACUCAUGGCUCGGCCCUCCCUCGCAGAAGUGGGCCUUCUGCUCCUGCUCAUGCUGGCCUUGUUGUUCAGCGCUGAAGCGAGACGGAGGAAGUAUCUAAGAAGGCAGAAGAGAGAGUGGAUCAUGCCUCCGGCCAAGCUGAAGGAGAACACUGACUACAUGAACAGGGAGUUCAUUGCCAAGAUUCGUUCUGAUAAAAGCCUAACCAACCCGGUGGAGUAUUACCUCUCUGGAAAAGGAGCUGACAGGCCACCCUUCAACCUCUUUGUGGUGGACCAAAAAACUGGCUUUGUACAAAUCACUGGGAUUCUGGACCGGGAGAAAUGCUCAUCCUACCAUCUAACUGGAGUCGCUAAAUUCAGAAAUGGGACCACAGCAGAAGCAGACAUCCCUCUGACUGUCAUAGUCGUGGACGAGAAUGACAACCCGCCUACAUUUGAGCUGCAUGCUGGCAACGUCUCGGAGGCAAGCAGCAAAGGAACCUUCAUUAUGCAGAUCUCAGCCAAAGAUAAGGACCAAGCUGACACCAUCAAUUCAAAUAUCUCCUACAGCAUCGUCAGUCAGGAGCCAGCUGGCACGGGACACAUGUUCUAUAUCGACAAAUAUUCAGGAAAACUGUACGUCAAAGAGCCCACACUGGACAGAGAGGAUGUAGACUUCUACAAACUAGUUAUUAAAGGGACUGAUUUGGCAGGGGCCAAAAACGGACUAACAGGGACAGGAAAUGUGGAGGUCAAGGUCAUGGACAUCAAUGACAACAUCCCCACUCUGGAGAAAUCUGAGUAUGCUGGCUCAGUGGAUGAAAAUGUUGCCGAUGUAAUUGUGAUGAAGAUCAAAGCUCUGGACAACGACCUUCAUCACACGGACAACUGGCUCACUGUCUUUAAAAUUGCCAAAGGAAAUGAGGAUAAUAUCUUCUCCAUUGAGACGGACAAAGAAACCAAUGAGGGCAUCCUGAAGCUUAUCAAGCCGUUGGAUUUCGAAGAAGUCCAGAAUCUUGAGCUUGGCCUGGAAAUUCUGAACGUUGCUCCUUUUGUGGAAGGCGAAGCUGUACUGAUGGAUGUGGAAGUUCAGGUCGGAGAGGGUGGCGGGGCUGGUGCUGGUGCUGGUGCUGGUGCUGGUGCUGGAGCUGGUGCUGGAGCUGGAGCUGGAGCUGGAGCUGGAGUUGGUGUAGGAGUUGGUGUCGAUGCAGGGGCUGAUGUGGGAGCAGAUUUGGGGCUGGAUGUAGACGUAGAUGCAGGGGCAGAUGUAGGGGUAGAUGUAGGGGUGGAUGCAGGACUUAAGCCUGGAGUGGGUGUUGGACUUAAACCAGGUGUAAAACCAGGACCAGGGAAAAAGCCAAAGCCAGACGCACCUGCAAAAAGCUAUCCCAUUAAGAUAGCAGUGAACAAUGUGCCAGAGGGUCCGGCUUUUAUACCUGACACCAAGAAAGUUCCUGUAUCAGAAGAUCCAAAGGAUGCUCCUAAGGAUGGUGUCCUCACAGUGUUCGCGGCUGUCGAUCCCGACACGGGAAAAACUGCAGAGGACGUCAGUUAUGCCAAAGCCUAUGAUCCAGAUAACUGGUUUACCAUUGAUGAAGAAACCGCUGAGAUUAAACUCAACAAGGCACCAGACCGAGAGUCACCCUUCUUGGUUAAUGGUACCUACAUUGCCAAGAUUCUGGCCAUAACAAAAGACAUGCCAGCGAAGACAGCCACAGGAACAAUAGCCAUUGAAGUCACUGACUCCAACGACCACUGUCCCACCCUGACCACCACCUACAACCAUCUGUGCACUGAUGUAAAAACUGUUUAUGUAACUGGCUUUGAUGAAGAUGUCAGCCCCAAUGGUGCUCCAUUCACAUUCAGAAUCAUACCUGAGGGGACGAAUGGCAAGUGGGAAGUAGAAGUCAUCAAUGACACAACUGCUGCUCUUCACACAAGUGAGGCACUUUGGCCUGGACAAUAUGCGCUGCAGGUGGAGGUGUUGGACGCUCAGGGCCUGUCCUGCCCAGAACACAAGGUUUUUACAGUGGAUGUUUGUAUCUGUGGGGAGACAAAGCACUGCGCUCCAAAGUCAGCUCGACAAGCAAGUACUAGAUCUGAGCUCUCUGCCCCAGCCAUUGGACUGCUGCUAAUGGCCCUGUGCUUACUGCUGUUGAUACCUCUUCUUCUGCUGUUCUGUCAGUGUGGAGGAGCGGACACUAUUUUCCCUGACCAAUUUAGUGAUCUGCCAUUUGACGCCAAAGAACAUCUCAUAUCCUACCACACCGAAGGCAAAGGCGAGGAUAAGGAAGUGCCACUUCAAAGUGUCCCUGUUUUGAUGACCAGCAUGGUUUCAGCAGCAGCACUGUCAAACUUCAACGCUGCUCCAAAAACCCCUUCAAAAGUCAUAGAGAAUUAUCAGACAAAUGCAAAGCACAGAGAAGCUUUGCAGAAUUUUCAGGAAACAACCCAAAGUUUGAUGCAGGUCGACAAUUCUUACAAGUUUUCAAGACAAUCAUUCAACCAAGGCUACGGCAGCAGCAUGCAACCACUUCGUGUCCAACAGCAAACGUCUCUGUAUGAGGAUAUAGCUCUACCAAAUGCUUUUCUGAAUGACUACUUCUCACAGAAAGCCAACUGUGCUGUACAAGUGAUGGACAGUCUGCUGGAGUACGAUUACGAGGGCUGUGGCUCCACUGCUGGCUCUGUGGGUUGCUGCAGCCUCCUGGAGUCUGACAACAACCUGCAGUUCCUUAAUGACCUUGACCCAAAGUUCAGGACUCUGGCUGAGAUCUGUUCCCCUCCUACACCAACACCCAAACUGACAAGAAAAGUAGCAAGAGCUGUCAAGACCAUAGUUAAAUACGAUGAACCAGUUGUUAAGUCCAAAAUGGAGACAAAGCAGACAGACAUAAAAACAGAGGAAGUCAUGUCAUCUACCAACAUCUCUAAAUCAACUGCAAGUAAUAUAAGCACUGCCCUUCCUCAGUCUAAGGUUACUAACAUCAGCCAUUCCUCUAACAUCAUACACUCUGCUACUCUGCCCCGUCCAGCUCAGACAGUAAUACUACAGCAGCAGCCACUUUACUACACUACACGCCCUGUAAUGCAGCCCAUGCACUAUGUAGUUCAACCACAGCUACAGAACACUGUUCUGUUGGCAGAUGGGACUCAUGGAGCCAAUUUUCCAGGCCUGUAUGUAGUUGGGGGUCCCCAGAGCCCAUCUUCUGGACUUGUAAUCCAAGGCAUUGAGAGCCCCAAAACACCUACCAGCCCAGGCAGCCCAGUAAGCCCCCUGUUGCUACCUGUUGGCCCAGGUGUGUCUCAGGGCUCGGUCCCCAGGGAUGGCUGGAAAAUAAUUGGGCCAAAGCCUGAUGGUAAUUAUAUACUAGUUCAGGAAAAGAGUAGUCCAGUGGAGUCAGGUAGGGUGGACCCAGGCUCACCUCAGGGUAAUUUGCCCAGAGGUGCUAUCCUGGUAAAAGAGGCUGCUCCCCCUCAGGGGGUGUUAGGCCCAGCAGCCCAAGGGAGUGUGUUUGGCAUUCUGCCAGGACACACUGUUGCUACAAAGGGGGGUGUUGUUUCAACAAAUAUAAAUUUGGGGCAAACAUGGGUUGGGCAGCCAGGACACAUGGGGUUAGGGCCUGUAACUGUUUUGGGAGUUGGAGUUGGGCAGCCAGGAAUGGUAAUGGGACACGGGGUGGCAGUGAAGCCAGACAUUAGACAGGACAGAAUGGGGCCAGCUGGGAUCAAUCCAGUUGGGAUAAAGCAGGAGAGUAUGAAUCAGUUUAAAGGAAUUCCUCCAUUGGGACAAAGUGUGUCUUCAUCUCAGAAAAGCAACUCGAUUAAUGUUAUAAAUACCGUCAGCAUUACAGCUGAAACCCCUAAAACUCAUUUGCCUUCAAUGGAAGAGGUUGUGAUGAAAAAACUGCCUGACAUUAACCUAGCUCAGAGCAUGCAUGUUGAUAAAGAUGAAGAAAAUCCAUCAGAAUAUGUGAUAAACUAUUCCACAGAGCUUGAGAUACCAGGCGAAGUAUUGGACCGAACUAUGCCUGAUGAACUGAUUGAAAUUAGUGAAGUGCCAGAAUCAAAUGACCCACAAGAGAUUGCAGAGAUAGAAGCUGAGGUUCCACAGUCAGAACAGCAAGAAAAUCACAUUCCCUCUGAAAAUGUUUCCAAGGAAGAUGUAUCCAUGGUAAUUUCUGUUACUUCCACUGAAGCUCCCCUACCUGCAUCAGAUGUUACUCGUUCAAUCAAUCCAGACAAAGAGAAUGAAGAGGGACAAGUGUUUCCUCAGGAAGAGAUAGAAACUUCAACUUUGGACGAAAGCAACAUUGUAGAAGAAGAACCAGUGAAAGAAGAAGGUAAAGCUCUUCAGUUCAGUACCGCUGAUGGCGCUGAGGACAGAAGUUCUGAAGUUGGAUCAGAACCUCAAUCAAAUGAAGUCAAAGAGGAUCCAGAGGAGGAUUCCAGUACAGCUAUUCAAGUCGUCUUGGACUCAGAAACCAAUCAGGUUGUUGUCACUUCUGCUAGUAUCCAUGAAGAAGAGAAUGUCAAGGAAAUUGCUGCUGCCACCAGUGAUAUACCCAAAGAGGAUAGUUCUGAGCUGGAGCAAGUGUCAGAAUCUGAAGAGGGAAUCAACAAAGUGAGUGAUGAAUUGUCAGCAAGACUUCAAAAUGAGAUUAUAACAGAGUCUGAGGAGAGGUCCAUUAGUGAGCAUGAAGGCAUGCCAGAACCACAAGAGGAUAAUAGUGUGAAGAAUAAGAUAGAUGAAGGCAAUGCCAGUGCAGAUAUUGUUGAGGUUGAAGAAAUAAGUACAUUACAAACUGUUAGCAGAUUUCUUGCAGAUCAAGAAGUUGGAGAUCUGAGUAAUCUAAAGUUGGCAGCAGCGUCUGAAGAAGUUAUUCUAGAAGAACAAGUAGAAAGCAUCAAUGAUUCGGAUUUGGAGCAACAUCUGCAUACAGUGGAAGACAGCAGCUCUGGCAACGAAGAGGAUGAUAAGCAACCAAAUAGAACAUCUGAGGUAGACAUGGAACAAAUCAAUACAGGUGCAGACAGUUCAAGUAGUGGAGAGACAAAGGAGACAACUGUGGAGGAAGAAGAGUCAGGGCAAAGUUUAAGCAACUCAGAUGAAGACAUUGAAAGGCACGACGCAUUAAGCACAAGUUCUCAAAUGGAGGAAAAGUUUAUCUCAGAUGACAACACAACUAACGGGGAGGAACAGGAUGAUGUUGUUGAGGAAAUAGCGUCUGUAGGACAGCAAGAUCUAAGCCUUUCAGAUAACAAAGCUGAAGACACUGUAAAAGAAGAUGCAAUCCGAACGAGUCCUCAAGUCUAUGCAUCCUUGAUCUCAGAUAAAAUAAAUCUUAUAGAGAAAGAGGGGUUAUCUGUGUUACCAGACAACCAAGAUUACAACAUUGAAAACGGAGCUGCCCCAGAGAGCACCUCAGAUGAACAACUCGUCGAAGAUUGCCGUUUAAAUAUUGAAGUGAAAGAGGAGGAUAUUUUGGAGGAAUUGACAUCACCUGUACAGCCAUCUCUUGGUCAAGAGAUUGGUAGGGAAGAUGUAGAAAGAGUGAAUUCCCAAAUGGAGGAUCAGCUUGUCUCAGAGGAAGACAUAAAAGACAAAGAAAAGGUCAAGGAUAGUCUGGAGGAAGAUGUGUUAGCUGAUCCCCAAAUUACCAGCAUCUCAGAUGGAGAUGAAGAUGUUUGCGACAGUAUUUCAGGCGUGACUAUUGAGAUCAUUUCAGAUGAAAGUGUUCAUGAUGGAAACAUACAAGCACAAGAGGAACCAUCCUUACAGCAGUCGCAGGAUGAGCUCAUGUCCUCAGAAAACAAUUUAGGAGAAAAUGAGGAGUAUAUUGUUUCGUCAACUUUACAGACAAAUACAAGUGCUCCAGAGGACCAUGAUGUUGAAUGUGCAAAAUUAGUCACUGCAGACACAAGUUCUGACUUAGGGGAAGAAGUCACAAAGUCUUACCAGGUAUUGGAAGAGGAAUCUCUGUCCUUAGUGACUGAAGGUUUCCCUGAGGAAGAUUCUUAUUUAGCAAGUCUACACCUGGAGUUGAAUCAAGAGGCAGGAACAUCGAAUGUGUCUGAAAUCGUACAAAUGGCUUGUGAUGUUACUAAUCAAGCGAAUCAAGGGGUAGGCUCUUCAGAGGAAGACACAACUUUAGAUGGUCCAGAGGGACAAGAGACUGUCAGUCAAGAUUUAGUGAUUGGUACUGAUUUGGAGGAUGCCACAUCUCCAGAGGAUUUCAGUUCAUCCAAGGUGGCCACAGGCCAGGUUUCUAUGUCCAGGGAAGAUCAAGGGGCCAGUAGUACAAUAUUCUCAUCUGGUCAAGUAGCUGAAGGUGAAACUUCUUAUCCUGAAAACCAAGAGACAGACAUUAUUAAAACGGAACAGACUGAGGGUGGGAAUGCUGAUUUGGAAAAAGGCAAAGAAGAGGUCAUUUAUGAACUUGCGGUUGGAGAGGUAGUAGAUGAAACAUUAGGUCAGGUGUUGCCAACAGAUUCAGAGAGUAUUGAAGUGGAUGAAACCACAGCUAUGGCGUUGGAAACAAACUCAGGCUCAGAAGUGACAGAAGCCACAAGUUUGAUGGCAGCAGGUGAGGUAGCUGAGGCUGGUUCCCUAGUUGAGAGCGAGAGCAUGAACAUCACUGUAGAAGCGGCAGGGGUAGUGCCAAAUACUGUGGAAGAAACUGAGUUGAUGGAAGUUGUGUCAAAAGUAGCUGAUAACGUGCUUGGUGCUGAAGCAGCUAGUGGUCAAGUGAGUCCAGUACAGCCUCAGGAAGUCAUCAGCCAAACUACUCAGAAGAAAUCCAAAAAGAGCAAAAAGGAGUCCAGCAAGAGUCUUCGAAGUCCCAAAAGCUCGUCUGGAAAGUGUAAGCAGCAGUGAUUACUCUAGAUUUAAAGCUAACCAAACAACUAUACAGUUACUCACGGUGUAGAGUUUGAAGGUGGUAAGCCCGGGUUCUGCAGCAGUGUUGUGAAAUGUUGAUGUUUAAUGAGAUCACACUUUGGCAAAAUGUCUAAUUAUGCAUGUAAAGACAUUUUGAAGUUUUAUUUAGACCAUCAUCAAGUACAACGUUUACCAAAAAAGGAAGUCCUCAAUGUGUUCUUUAUAUUAUUGACUGGUCAAUACAUAUUAUCUAUAACGCUAUUCCUGUUUGGGGUCAGCAGUAAGGAGGGUAAACUCUUAGUUUAAAGGCCAAUUAGAUAUAGACUAUGGUCAUGUAGAAAAAGGUCCUAAUAAGAGCUUGAUAAUGACUAACAAGCAGCCAGUAUGCUACUAAUUAGCAUGCUAAUAAACAAAAAAAAGAUAGAUUUUGAGCAGUAACUUAUUUCAAUUCAUACACAGACUGCAUGUAUUAGUUCUGCUUUCAAAAAGGUUACUGGUUCCGUCUUACAUUUUGGAAUAUUGGGAUCAAAUGUCAUACAUCAUUGAAAAGAUCAAGUUUUUACAAUUGAAUAAAAAGUGUGUGUGAUUGAAAUAGAAACAACACCUGUUCUACAACAAUGAUGUAAAUAUAGCAUGUUGAAUUUUGGUGUUGGGUCAGCUCCUUCUGUCUUGCUCAUUUAUCCUUGCAACAGAGUGUGUGUAUUUUGAUUUAUGAAGACAUGUUUCUUCUCAAGUUUUUUUCCCUACUAAAUUAUAUAAAUCAGCACUUGACAGCACAUGUUUAAUUAGUUAAUAGAUGAGCUCGAGGGCCUGUUCUUGAUUUAUGAAUAUACAUGUCUGUACCUGAAUGUCGGAUUGAAAUCAUUACCAUUACUGGAAAAAAAACAGUAUAAAGGACACAACUUUGUAUUUUUACAUGUUAAUGAAGAUGUAGUUUUCUUUCUAUUCUUUAUUUUCUGGAUUUCUGCACUUUUCUUUUUUUUUAUGAAUAUACCAGGACCAGCCAGUCUAUGAGAUUAAUAAAGUUUUUACCAUUCAAACAGA